UGAAUACUGGUCGAGUUCGAUGCAGGCCGGCUGCUACGUUGCUACCCGUGCUUGGAUCCCUCUCCAGACGAGUUCCGACAAGGGAAGCAGGCGUAGCCUGGUGGUGAGAUCGGCCGGGUCGAGGAUGGAGCUCUCAUUGACGCGGCCCGACGACUGGCACCUCCAUCUGCGCGAGGGCGACCUUCUCCGCGCCGUCGUCUCCCACAGCGCAAGGCAUUUUGGAAGGGCGAUCGUGAUGCCCAACUUGAAGCCCCCCAUCACCACCACCGCUGCAGCGGUGGCGUACCGCCAAUCCAUCUUAAAGGCUCUGCCACCCGACAGUCGAUUCGAUCCCCUCAUGACCCUGUACCUCACAGACAACACCAGCCCCGAAGAGAUCAAGCUUGCCAGAAAAAGUGGAGUGGUAUUUGCUGUAAAAUUAUAUCCUGCUGGAGCAACUACCAAUUCUCAAGAUGGAGUCACUGAUAUUUUUGGGAAGUGUUUGCCUGUCCUAGAAGAAAUGGCAAAACAUAAUAUGCCACUGUUGGUGCAUGGGGAAGUGACAGAUCCGAAUAUUGAUAUAUUUGACAGAGAAAGGGUCUUCAUUGAGACUAUUUUAUCACCACUACUAAUAAAGCUUCCUCAUCUGAAAGUUGUAAUGGAACAUAUUACCACGAUGGACGCAGUUAAAUUUAUUGAAUCAUGCAAUGAAGGUUCUGUUGCUGCCACUGUCACGCCACAGCACCUUCUUCUGAACAGAAAUUCCUUAUUUCAAGGUGGACUACAGCCUCACAAUUACUGCCUUCCAGUACUAAAACGAGAGAUUCAUAGACAAGCUAUCGUAUCAGCUGUAACAAGAGGUAGCAAUCGUUAUUUUCUUGGUACCGAUAGUGCUCCACAUGAGAGACAAAAGAAAGAAUGUCCUUGUGGAUGUGCGGGAAUAUACAAUGCUCCUGUUGCGUUAUCCCUUUACGCUAAAGUAUUUGAGCAGGCUGGUUCACUUGACAAACUGGAGGCCUUUACAAGCUUCAAUGGCCCUGAUUUCUAUGGACUUCCAAGAAACACUUCAAAGGUCAAAUUGAGGAAGAGUCCCUGGAAAGUACCUGACUCGUAUCCAUACACAUCCGGAGAAAUAGUGCCUAUGUUUGCGGGCGAGACUCUUGAAUGGUUUCCGUCCGACAACUGAUCCCUAGUGAUUUCUCUCCUUUCUCACUAAUCGAAGAGGCAUUUUGGGCAAGUAUUUUUUUAGAUGAUUUCAGUAAUACUCACAGUACUCUGUCGAAACCUUGUGGGAUUAACUCUCACGCACCUACGUUUUUUCUUAUUUGUAGAUCAUUAGUGCUCCGCAAAUGACCCCCACUUCCUUUAUUAUUUCCGAGAGAAACUUGUAAGCACGAAUUAUUAUGUCCCGAGUUCUUUCAACAAAUAUGAAAUGAUAUGCGUGAGCAAAAACCUUUUUUUUU
Messenger RNA from Musa acuminata subsp. malaccensis (wild Malaysian banana), 1442 nucleotides. The record is from RefSeq and is a predicted model, not a curated record. Lineage: Eukaryota; Viridiplantae; Streptophyta; Magnoliopsida; Zingiberales; Musaceae.